AUGAUUUCAGAUACAGACAGAUUUGACUCAAGACUGCCUCUACAAGAUGUCACAUUGAUUGCAAAUUCCAAUGGUAUAAUAGAUCCAGGAACCGAAAUUAAUCAUGAUAUAGAAGAUGAUGGAGCUGUCGCAUCGUCUUCAAAAGAGUUGACAGGCUCAAAUAAUAGUAGCCCUGUACCAUAUUUGGAUCCAAGUUUACAAAAAGAACUGGCGGCUAUUAUGGAUGACUCAUUCGCGGAUGAUGAUGGCGUAGCUACAAUAUUUUCUCCAGAUACCGACGAAAACUUACAGAUUGAACCUGUAGAAUCAGGGCUGAUCACUAAUAUGGAACAAGAUGAAGAUGAAUCAGUGGAUGACAGCGUGAAAGACAAGAAUUAUGAAACGGAAAGUAGUGAAAGUAAUUCUGGAGAUGAACCACGUACAUCUGCUCAAUCAGUGAAUAAAAAAAGGAAAAGAAACUUGAAUGAUAGACAGAUGCAUACGCGGCGAGAUAGUUCAGUAUCUAACAGUGAGGUAAAUGAGAAUGAAAGUAGGAUCAAGAAAAGAGGUCAAAAAGGAGAAACAAGACACAUAAGGAGUAUGAGGAAAACGAUGCGUAAUUCGGGAAGAGAGUAUAUUACCAAGAAAGGCAAGGUGAUUCCAGCAAGAAGAUGUAGGGAUUUACAACAAUGUAGAUUGAAAUGCAAGGAAAGAAUAGAUGACGGAGUAAGGAAGAUAAUUUUCACAGAAUACUGGUCCAUGCAAAGUUUUGAUAGAAGGACAGCUUAUAUUGCAAGUCUCGUAUCUACUAGACCGAAAGAAAGUACUCGCAGUAAAAAACCGGGGCAAAUGAUCAAAGUAUGCAAACAUUGUUUUCUCUCUACUUUUGAUGAAAGUAACAAAUUCUUAACGAAUGUUUUGAAGAAAAAGGAAUCUGCACAUUCUGGUAUAACGCAGGAAGAUGGGAGAGGGAAGGGAACCCCACACAAUAAGAUUCCCGAUGAAGUAUUGAAUUUGGUUAAGGAACAUGUAUCUUCUUUACCUUCAUACGAAAGCCAUUACUGUAGAAAACAAACAGAAAAUAAGUUUCUUUCUUCGUACUAUACCCUCACCAGAAUAUAUCAAGAAUAUAAGGAAUGGAUUCCUGACUCAAUGACGCCAGUGAGUCGAACAAUAUAUGAAAAAGUUUUCCAUAGCAUGAAAAUAAAGAUAAAAAAUCCAAAAAAAGAUAGCUGUGCAAAAUGUGAUAAAAUCAAUAUGCAGAUCAAAAAUAUGUCAGAUAUUGAUAUGAAGCAAACUCUUCAGAAUGAUUUGAAUAAUCACCAAUCAGAUGCUGAGUAUGCUUAUGACUCUAAAAGGAUUGAUAUACAAAAGGCUUCACAUGAUAAAACUCAAUCUGUUUUGACUUUCGAUCUACAGCAGUGCUUGCCUACACCUGAUAUUCAAACAUCAGUGGUAUUUUAUAAACGUCAAUUAUGGACGUUUAAUUUGACGUUACAUAGAUGUGAGGACAAGCAAGUUUUUUGUUAUAUGUGGGAUGAGACCAUGGCAGGGAGAGGAGCCAAUCAAAUAGCAUCUUGUAUCCACAAAUAUCUGCAUGAUAAUCUAGAUCCUGAAAAAAAAUCAUUGACAUUAUAUUCCGACACGUGUGCUGGACAAAACAAAAAUUCUUUCCUUCCAAUCAUGUUCAUGUUAUUCAUGAAAGGAACGUCAAGUCUAGAAUGUGUUGACCAUAAAUUCUUAGAGCCUGGACAUACUCACAUGGAAUGCGACACAGACCAUUCCAUAAUUGAGAAGAAAAAAAAGAAAUAUGAAGCUGCUAUAGAGCACCCACGUGAUUGGAUGCAACUUGUACGAAUGUGCGGUAAAACCCAUCCAUUUAAAGUUAUCGAAAUGCACAGAGAGGACUUCUUCGAGUUUUCAGCAUUACUGAAAACAUAUUUCAUAAACAAGAAGACAAAUGAUGCUGGCGACCAGGUGAUAUGGAGGAAUAUUAAAUGGCUCAGAUAUUCUUCAAAUGAGUUCGGCAUUGUACAGUAUAAGAAUUCUUUGAAUCAGGAAGAAGCCUUCAAGAGAAUAGAUUUUAAACGUAAAUCCAAAACAGGGUUCUCCAAAAUCAAGCCCCCACUGAGCUACAAGGGACCUGUCCCAAUCAAUCCUAAGAAGAAGGAAAAUUUACUGGAAUUACUGCCAUAUAUCAAUAAGAACUUCCAUUUGUUUUAUCAAAAUAUAAUGACGAAGGAUGAUAUUCCAAAUACCAUUCCAUCUAGUGAUGAAGACUCUGAAUGA
This is a messenger RNA of Phaedon cochleariae (mustard beetle), 2268 nucleotides long. NCBI's taxonomy places the organism in Eukaryota, Metazoa, Arthropoda, Insecta, Coleoptera, Chrysomelidae. The record is from the annotation of a GenBank genome assembly.